AUGGGAUGUGAGCUUGGAAACACUUCUUUGUUAAACGACUUCAUAAGAUCUAGUUUUGGUUUUUUUAUACAGAUACAUCUGGUCUAAUUAAUAAUAUCAAUUGAAACUGUAACUUCGAAUGUGUUUGGAUGAAUUCGGACUUGUAUCUGUACAUCCGGCGCCGUUCUGCUAUUGGAAAAUCUAAUCUUCGGGAUUAUUUGUCAGGCUGCAAAGACUUUUUACCAUUACUGAUGUCUGCAUUGGCAUUGAAAGGCAGUGACAGUACUGCAAACGAUGACUGGAAGUCAACUCUUAAGCUUCCGGAGAAGGACAUGCGUAUUAAAACGGCUGAUGUAACUGCUCUGAAAGGAAGCAGCUUUGAAGACUUUUGUCUAAAGAGAGAUAUACUGAAGGGAAUAUACGAGAAAGGUUGGGAGUCCCCAUCCCCGAUCCAAGAAUCCAGUAUACCAAUAGCUCUAACGCACAGAGAUAUAAUGGCAAGAGCCAAAAAUGGCACUGGCAAAACUGGAGCUUAUUCAGUCCCUGUCCUAGAAUCGAUCGAUACUACAAUCAACAAAAUUCAGGCUAUUAUUUUGGUACCCACUCGAGAACUUGCACUUCAGACCAGCCAAAUCUGCAUAGAACUUGCCAAGCAUACGGCUAUUAAAAUCAUGCUGGUAAUCGGUGGCACACUGCUAAAAGAUGAUUUGAUAAGACUAAGUCAAACCGUCCAUGUUUUAAUCGGCACGCCUGGUCGUUUGGUAGAUUUACUAAGCAGAGGACUCAUUGACAUAUCCAGGUGUAAAAUUGUUGUUCUGGAUGAAGCAGACAAACUACUGUCCGAAGAGCUCAUAAGUGGGGUUGAAGAGAUUCUCAAUGGUGUGGAUAAAAGUCGUCAAGUUCUUGUUUAUUCAGCAACGUACCCCGUUACAGUCCAGUCAUUUAUGACUCAGCAUUUGCGCAAUCCCUAUCAAAUAAAUUUAAUGGAGACAUUAACGCUAAAAGGAAUUACUGAAUAUUAUGCAUAUGUCCAAGAAAAGCAUAAGGUACACUGCUUAAAUACGUUGUUUUCAAAGCUGCAGAUCAGCCAGUCCAUAAUUUUCUGUAGUUCAGCACAACGAGUCGAACUUCUUGCCAAAAAAAUCACCCAGUUGGGAUAUUCCUGUUAUUAUAUACAUGCAAGGAUGUCUCAGCAGGACCGUAACAGAGUCUUUCAUGAUUUUCGGAAUGGUUGCUGCCGCAACCUUGUUUGUACAGACCUUUUGACUCGUGGGAUUGACAUUCCGACUGUGAAUGUUGUUAUAAAUUUUGACUUCCCAAAAUAUUCUGAAACAUAUUUGCAUCGCAUUGGUAGAUCUGGUCGUUUUGGUCAUUUGGGUAUUGCUAUAAACUUGGUUACGUAUGCAGAUAGAUAUUCAUUAAAAACAGUGGAAACAGAACUAGUUACUGAAAUCAAACCAAUUCCUAAAGAAAUCGACAAGCGGUUAUAUGUUGCGGAAUACCAAAAUGAAAAUAAUUUGGAUCCAAUGACAAGAGAGGCACUGUUUAAUGGUCGUGGGUUGCCUUCAGGCAACAAAGAAGAGGUUGUAAACAAUCAUUAAUAUAUAUGACUUCCCGGUGACUUCUGGGCAUUUACCUAAGAUGCUCGCCACUUUAGAAUCCCUAAUUUUUUGAGUUUAGGUUAUCCCUAUUAUUUUCUUCGCAGCUUCAAUGAAUCCAUUCCCACUCGUGAUAUGCUGUAUAGUUUAAUUUUUCCCAUCUGUCCUUUUCAGUUGGGGUUUGUUUUUUCAAAUGUUUAUUUUUUUUGUUAUUAUAAUUAACCCUAACCAGAACUCCCACUUCCCCUGUAUUAUAUCCCAAAUGUACAGUUAGCUUAUAUGUUCAUGAUGUUAAUGACUGUUUACCAUCCGUGUCGCUUUGAAAGUUCCCUGUGGCUUUGUAGCAUCCAAAUGAUGGCUUUGAGGAGUGUGUUGGAUCUACUCGCCACCCAUCCCAUAUUCUGUAUGUGGUCAGUGUUGCCCUCAUUCGCUUGCUAAUGGCUGUUGUUAUUUUUCAGGAAGCUGACCAAUGGUGUUUUGUUUGAGUUUCAAAUAAUUAAGUAAAUAAAGGUUCUUGGUAGAAUAAAAAUUGCUUUCAUAUGUCUAUGACCGGGUGGGUAGAUUUGCUUGAAAGUUUUGUCGGUACACACAGAACUCAGUCAUUGUCUUGCCAUCGACAGUAGUCCCUGGUUAGCGAUGUUUCUCUUUCUGCUUAUGUGGUGGGGUGUCCUCAUUCUCAGGUAUCGCGAGUACUGCCGUCGUCCCUAAAAAUGAGUCGACAUACGACUUACUCGGUCUCCAAAAUGGUGGAUGUCGUGGUUGAGAGAUGCAACAGUGUAUAGUAUUGUCAGCCUUUCAAAAGUGACAAAUAUUCUAGUAGUAUCGGUCGUACCAUAGGCGUUACCAGGUCCUCAGCUCAAUAUUUUCGCACUUCUAAAACUCGAACGACCCUGGUAAUCUCCCAGAUCGGUCGCCAUUGGUGUUAACCUUGAGUCUAUUUAAGAACAAAGUGUCGUUUGGUUCAUAUUCUAUCUAGUUCUAGAAGGGAAUUGGAUGUGACGGUGGUAGUGAUGCACUUACGUUGAAGGUUUUAUGGCUCACGUUCGAAGCGCUGAUAAACAUUGUGUGGAUACACGUGGUCUCAUCUACAAAGUAGUGCUGUUGGAUGUAUUACUGGGUCCAACUGACAAGAGUUGUCAAUAGAUUGGUCGGAAUUACUUGAGCUAACCCGUAAUGAUGCACAAAGCAGUCGUGGGUCGACUGACUAAAACCUGAGCAAGUGAUAAAUACGGUCCCAGUGUUCAUAACAAUCAAGAAUGAUGUGAAGGCGAGGGCAGCAUUCCUACCACUUGAGAAAGUAUGAUGUACGAGACAACAUCAAAGUCUGGAUUGUCAGUACUAAAUACGAGACAGUUCGGUCGUACAGAGCUACAACUUGGAUAACUACUACAACCACCCUCAGACAAGGUACAGCUGACUGUAAACAUUUGUCAACGUAAGGCACUGAGUGUCCGCCGGCAAGAUACCACUAGCAACAAUCCACUAUGGCACAGAACAAACCAGCUCUCAUCUGAAGGAAUUAGGGAAAGACGCUGGAGAGGUCUAUGGCUUACACUAACGAUAUCGACUAACUGCAUCAUAAGACGAACUCGGGAUCUUGAAGUCCAGUAGCAGAGAAGACCAAUAUAGAUGUCUUACCGAGAUAAAGAGACUGACACCAAAUGAAUGAAUAGCUCCUAGUAACAGCUGGGAACGAGGGUCUAUGUAAUGCAUUGUUGUCAAGGAGGUGCUUUGUAUUUCUACUGUUAUGCUGCAGUGUAAUAACGAACUGCAAGUUGUAAUGAAACUACAAGGGUUAUGUUCAUCGUCUGUCAAUAGAAACAGGCAAUUUUCUGGACAGCGGUUUUUUGUCCCAUUAAUAACCAUUACUAAUAAAAACGCUUUCUAGAUUUUGCUCCUACCUUACGGGAUUUCACUGAUUUGUCAGAAUAACCGUGAGAUGAAUGUCUCAUUUGCACUCUGUAAGGCACGUCAAUCUACGAGUAAUAUCUUGACAAAAUACUCAUAUCUUAGUAAAAGUUUUACGCCGUCAUUCCUUAGCCAGUACACAUUUAAAGGUCACUUUUUCCGACAUUAUUCUGGAAUGUUUGUUCAUAAUAUGAUUUGCACCAGUCAUUUACUUAUAAACAUUUUAAUGUAUCUGAUCUUCGAGGUUCUAGAUAUCCUUAGUCGACGAUACGCAUCUGGAUGUAAACUUCCUCACCUGUUUCCCAGAAUUUAUUAAGUUAUUUCAAGUAAACUGUUUAUUUUUAAUUGUACACAAAAACCGUUUUACAUAUAUUAUUAUUAUUUGGUUAACCGAGUUAGAUGACGAUUUUAAUCUUACCCGGGCAUCAGAUGAAUUAUUUGUAAGUUAGCAACUUAGUUUCAAUUCAGCAAGGAAUCUUCAACUGGGAAGAUUAAGGAUCAGUUUGCAGAACACUUCAAUUCCAAAUGCGCAAACACUGACCAUUAUGAGAAACUCCAUAUGUUAUCCCAACCUGCUACUAUGUGUAUAGUCGUAAAUAAGGAGAUUAUCACGUAAUACUUUUGACAUAGCAUAGAAGUAGUUGGAAAUUGGAAGGAGAUGGGAUAUUAAACUGUAGAACGACUGCGCAAUAAAAUUCUCUUUACGACUGUUAAGAGACCUAGAACUGUGUAACGGUACUCCUGACUGUUUAAGUGAAAAUGUCAAACAGUGAAGAAUUAGUGGCAGACUAAAUGAUUAUUAAAAAAAUAAUUAGUGGGGUAAGAAUUACUCAAAUUUGUGUAUUUUAAUAUACCGUUGAAAAAUUCAAAUUAAAUAAAAUAGAGAAGUGAAAAUGAAGGUAGUAUUAUUAAUUACAAAAUACUGGGUAUGCUGCCUUAGGAGGAAGUAUUAGAUAAAAAGGCUCUAGCACAUUGGUGAGAAAUCGAAGUAAAAAACUAUGCAUUGUCAUUAUCUCCACCUACCCCAAGACGUAUUGCAGUCCGCAUACAAUCAAAGAUGAAUCUUACAACCAGUUACAUGAUCUCAAAAAAGCGCACUCGGCACAUUUUAGUGCUAGUCAGAAGUUCAAACCCACAGAUUGAAUGUCUAGAUACAGAGCAGAGUCUCUUGGGUGGUCGAGAGAGGCUUGCCGAUCUCCGGUCAAUUAAUGGUGACCGUCUCCUGCAGCUUUGCGCAGACAAAAAGCUGUCACUGGUCAGCACCAAAGUUCGGAAGACGUUGUACUCCCUGGCAUGGUUAUGUACAAGACCACCGUUCAUUCUGGCGUACCUAUCUUUUGUUUAAGUGCUCAGAAAACUCAUCGUCAUAAACUGAUUGAUAUAAGCGAGUCGACUGUUGCUCCGGUCGCAACCAAAUAUCAGACGGAGUUAGACUCAAGGCUAGUAGUCAGUCUGUCGUUUUUUGGCUCCACCGAACGUCCCUUUUAUAUGCACUGGGCUCCCUACGACUAUUUAAGGCGCCGAAGUCCACUCCAGCUAACCGUGAGUUUGAUGGAAAAUCUGCAAACUUAUUUCAACCAAACAACCACUGUAUUUUCUUAACAUCAGGGUCGCUCCAAAAUUGUUUUGAUAGUGUUUCUUAGAAGCCUAAUAAUAUCUCGGAGGCUCUGUACACAAACGCCUCUCACUAUUGUUUCGUUCAAGCAGAGGGGUUAGGAAGAGUUCCCCGAGUCCCCCAUUUCUUAUCAACAGCCCUAAUAAAGGUAGGUGGUUGUGUGGAUUUGUUGCGUGAAGAAAGACUUCGAUCGUAAGUAUGAGGAUGUUAUUGUCUUACUGUAAGAUUAUACUCAAUGUAUGAAAUCCGCACUUAAUCAGUUGGGAGUGUGCGUAGAUACGGCAAGUAUCUAAAUACAUGAUACUUUCACUAGACUGGAAAGAACCUGUACUGAAAUUGACUCUCAGCAGUCAACUGUUAGAAAUAGUAAAAAGGUUCGUGUAUUUGGGUAAGUCUGGGGUAUUUAAUGAUAUCAGCCUACAUAAAUAAAAUCAGUGUCUUCGACCGAUUUGCGCCACUUUUGGGGCCGUAUAGAUGUUAGUCUGGUUAGACCAGUUCAACUUUUUGCCAGUAAAAUCUGGCUUCUCAAGGUAUUUUGAGGCCCUGUUUGAUCACCCUUCUUUCUGAAGGAUCACUGAUAUUCAGUUAAGUUACCAUUUUCGUUAUGCUUAGGCUGGGUAGUUUGUGUUUGAAUAUAAUCCCAAUGGUUCAAAUGGAUUCAUAAUCUUGAAACACUAGCUUCGGUGGCCUGGACGUGUUACGAACAUUACACCAGAGGCUUUCAUAUCAUGCCUCUCUUGAGGACGCUUAGGUGAGAUAGAAAAAGUGGAGUGAUCAGUUUACAGGAUUGCGCUGUGGUAUGAAAGAAAGUUAUUUAGGAUUAGGAUCUAUCGUCCGAUCACAACUCACUGAUUGAAGUUCGAGAGAUAGUGGCUAAAGGUGUCUCUCCCAAUAUAUUUUUCAUUCGCUUAUUUUUAC
Messenger RNA from Schistosoma haematobium, 6018 nucleotides. RefSeq names its product putative ATP-dependent RNA helicase ddx6. Gene Ontology annotation, cellular component: cytoplasmic stress granule; P-body. Lineage: Eukaryota; Metazoa; Platyhelminthes; Trematoda; Strigeidida; Schistosomatidae. The transcript is spliced from 5 exons. Gene Ontology annotation, molecular function: ATP binding; RNA helicase activity; mRNA binding. Gene Ontology annotation, biological process: P-body assembly; cytoplasmic stress granule assembly. Bases 129 to 1580 code for a protein of 483 amino acids. The record is from RefSeq and is a predicted model, not a curated record.